UUUAUAAUGAGCUCAAUCACGCCCAUGUCGUUUAUAGUCAAUUGUGCUGUACCGACCUGCACACACUCAAUUUUUCAUAGCAGCAUCAUGUCAUCCUUCAGCAACCUUUUCCAGGUUUUGGUGGCUGGGUUCCUCCUGACGGCCGUUGCGGCUAAUCCACCCCAUGUCCGGCUUGGUGGUCUCCAGCGGGCCGUCUGCCCGGAAGAUUAUUCGCCGUGCGUUUGCGACCUGACAGCCAACGGCCUGGAAAUUUCCUGCGUGGACGUGACCGUCGCUCAAAUAGUCGACGUCUUUUACCGGACGCGAACGCUGGACAUUUACUCAGUUGCGCUGACGGCCACUUCGGCCACCGCCUCCAUCGACCUUCCGGCCGAUCUCCUGAAGGACAAACGGGCCGAGCGCAUUUACCUCAACUGUCCGGCGGCCGCCUCGCCCAAAUUGGGUCUGACCAUCGAUCCAGCCUCUUUUGAAUUCACGCGGUUCAACACGACCAUUUUCGAGAUUCACGACUGCGAUCUGGUCGCCCAAACGAGCCUCUCCUUUCUGACUGGGUUCACCGUCCUGGACUCGCUGCGCAUCGUCGACACGUUGAACGUGGCCUCCAUCGCCACCCUUCCGGCCAACACCUUGACGCUCCUUAAGGAGCUCUCCAUCGAACGAUGCACUGGGCUGGAGACGGCGGCCUUCCCGGACUUGACUCCCGCCCGACUGGAGCGGCUCUUUCUCAGCGGCAACGCCUUGACCGACGCUGCGGCCAACAGCAUUCUGAUCUCGGUGGGCAGUUCUUCGUCGGCCAACACCCUGGUCCAUUUCUCCUUGGCCUCCAACGCCCUGACCAAAGUGCCCAGGAUCGCUUCUUUCUCCAAAUUGGUUUCCUAUGACGUCAGCGACAACGUCAUCCCUUUCAUCAGCCAAUCGGCGCUCCUGUUCAGCUCCCGCGUCGUCUCCCUCAACCUCACCAACAUCGCCCUGACGGCCAUCGAAGGCGGCGCUUUCUCAGGUGACUUUACUUUCGCCCAAGUCGAAGUGGAGGGCAACAAAUUGACGGAAUUCAGAGCGGAUGUCUUCAAAUCGAUGCUGCAACAGAUGGCCGCCCAACCGGCCGGCUCUGGAGGCCAAGUCGUCGUCACUGGAAAUAAUUUUGAUUGCGGCUGUCCUCUGGCCUGGCUGAUCCGCGACAACGCCUUUCUCAUCCCCAGUGUCAAGAACGGAGUGUGCGGCGGAUUCUUUAGAUUCGAGGAUCUCAAUCCCGAUUCGUACGCCGACUGUCCUUAAGUUAGUCCUUCAUUCCAGACCUGAUGCGCCAAAACCCAACUAUUAUUCAAAUUGUAUUACUACCUUAUUAAAAUAGAAAAGAAACGAAUGUUAUUAUUAAUUCCCUUUUUCACGUUUAUCUUAUUUCAUUUUUGGGUGUUGCCGGUUGAGUUUAAAAAGCCAAAAGUGAAUAAACUUGUUGUGCAGUG
Daphnia pulicaria is the source of this 1463-nucleotide messenger RNA. RefSeq lists its product as uncharacterized. The transcript is spliced from 4 exons. The record is from RefSeq and is a predicted model, not a curated record. NCBI's taxonomy places the organism in Eukaryota, Metazoa, Arthropoda, Branchiopoda, Diplostraca, Daphniidae. Gene Ontology annotation, cellular component: membrane. The coding region runs from base 7 to 1275 and encodes 422 amino acids.